This is a messenger RNA of Peniophora sp. CBMAI 1063, 1914 nucleotides long. NCBI's taxonomy places the organism in Eukaryota, Fungi, Basidiomycota, Agaricomycetes, Russulales, Peniophoraceae. The record is from the annotation of a GenBank genome assembly.
AUGAGCACGCGCUUCAACGAGCUCGACCUCUCCGACAACGACAUGGACGGCGACUACGAGUACCGCCACGAGGAGGACGAGGAUGUGAUGGCAGAAGACGAGGAUGAGUACAGCGACGACGAAGACGGGGAUGUCGGUGAAGCUGAUGCUGCCGCGCUCAGUGAGAUCGCUCAAGCUAUGGUGGACUUGGAGAACGCUGCCGAUGAGGAGGACGCAGAAUCAGAUCACGAGUCGGCGGAUGGGGAUGCCUUGAUGUUGGAAGACGAGGACGAGGACGAUGACAUCGAGGUUCAGUCUGUGCCCGCCUCCUUUCUCUUUCGCCUGCUCAGAGAGGCGCGCGCGAACCGUCGUCCCAUGCGAGAGAUGCCAUCCUUCACCAAGCCACAUGCGGAGCCUCAGGAGGCCGGUGUACGACUGCUCAUGGGUGGCGAGUUCGGUCGUGUGCGCGUCAGGCACGAUAUGCGCUCUCAGAGGCACAAUGUCGCCAGGCAGUUGCUAUCCCGUAGGAGUCAAUUGCGACCUGUACCGAAGCAGGAUAUAGUUCAGGGUCUCGUACCGAAUACCAACGGUACACAUGUGGCGCACGAAGAGUCAAACAUCUACUGUGCCCAGUUCAGUGCUGACUCAUCCUUCUAUUAUACUGGUACUCAGGACUUCAAGAUUAAUGUCUACGACAUGUCCGCGCCUAUCACCCAACCGGGAAUACAACCGACUAUAGCUGAACGUAGAGGCCAUCGCCGUCGCCCAAUAGUUUCCAACGAUGCCCAGUCAGCAUUGAAACUAUCCAAAUCGAUCCAAGGCAUACCUGGCCGUUGGACAAUGACGGAUACGCAUCUCAGUCCAGAUAAUGAGCGCGUCAUAUAUUCUUCCCUUACCCCAGUCGUGUACAUGGCUACCACCCUCGAUGGUUCUGAGCAGCAGAUUCCUAUAAACUUUGAAACCUCAAGAUCGCGCGUUCCAGCUUGGGGAUACGAUGAAGAAUACUUCCGCAUCUACAGUACCCGAUUCUCCGCUGAUGGGAAGGAGAUCAUCGCUGGCGGCAGUGGUCUCAUCUGCGUAUAUGAUCUUAUGGCCAACCGACGGUCUGUCAGGAUCAAGGCUCACGAGGAUGAUAUCAACAGUUGUUGUUGGGCUGAUACAGCGUCUGGUAACGUUCUGGUCAGCGCCAGCGAUGAUACUACGCUGCGAGUCUGGGAUCGACGCUCUUUGGGCUCUUCUCAGAAGGCUUCAGGAGUCCUCAUCGGCCACACAGAGGGUAUCACCUACGUUUCAGCUAAAGGUGACGGGCGAUACGUGAUUUCCAAUGGCAAGGAUCAAACCGCUCGCUUAUGGGACCUCCGCUACAUGCGUAGCAAUCAUGACUGGGAGAAUGUAGCCGACAAGCACUACGGUAUCGAAGACUACGACUACAGGUACGGCGACUACCCGCCGCCUCGACACGAGUCGCAUCCGAUGAACUGCAGUGUUAUGGCCUUCCGUGGACACCAAGUCCUGCAGACGCUCAUCCGCUGCCAUUUCAGUCCUGCUGAGACGACCGGUAGUCAAUACAUUUACUCCGGCUCUUAUGAUGGACGUAUACACAUAUGGUCUCUUGACGGCCGGAUUGUGCAAGUGCUCGAGCGUUCGCGCUCCCUGCCAAUCAACUUCGACCCUUCAGCACCCGAGUACGGGGCAACUCAAGGCGAAGCGGAACGUAUCUGUGUUCGCGAUGUUAGCUGGCACUCCCGUGAGCCGGUCAUACACAGUGCUGCAUUCGAGAGUAGCAGAAUGGGAAGUACUGUCGCCAGGCAUGAGUGGAAGGGUCUUACCAAGACGGCGGGUGCGCUUGAGGAUUGGGUUGAGAAGGAUAGGUUGGAGAGAGCGGAGCGCCCCGCGAGGCGCAUGCCAGGGCAAUUCCUCGAUGAAGAGGAUUAG